CACUUCUCUUUGUGCUUAAUCAUAUCUGUUCUUUAUCCUCUACAGGAAAAUCCCGAUCUGUGGAAGUGGCUGACCAGCCAGGAGGAACCCCCUGAGGCAGUGAAAGUAAAUCCUAUAUUCAUUGCUGUGUGGCAAAAGGUGACUAGCAAUCUUGAAAAUCAUGCUGCACCAGGAACUCGUGCUACGCCUGGUCAGUCUUGGGUGAGAGGCUGGGAUGACUUCAAGAAGGGUCGAGACGGCCCUAUUUCUGGAAACCAGUAGCUUCACAAGCUCAAGGUGUCUUGAGCAGCAGAUAGAAACUCUAUAUAUAUUGUGUGAGGAAAUCUCAUUACAUAAAAUUUCAUUUGAGAAGAAUAAGGAAAAAAAAUUGAAUUGAACUAUUAGACUUAGCAGCUACUUGAGUCUUUCUUCUUAUAUACUCCUAUAAAUAAAAUAGGGAAUGAAAAAAAAUUAAAUAAUCGAAGGGUGGGAUUAUCCCGCCGCACCAUCCUUUCUGUCAAUAUAAUGAUUGAAGAGUGUAUGAUUUAAGUA
Messenger RNA from Salvia splendens (bonfire salvia), 531 nucleotides. RefSeq names its product succinate dehydrogenase assembly factor 2, mitochondrial-like. The transcript has 2 exons. The record is from RefSeq and is a predicted model, not a curated record. Gene Ontology annotation, biological process: mitochondrial electron transport, succinate to ubiquinone; protein-FAD linkage; tricarboxylic acid cycle. Lineage: Eukaryota; Viridiplantae; Streptophyta; Magnoliopsida; Lamiales; Lamiaceae. The annotation marks the transcript as partial. Gene Ontology annotation, cellular component: mitochondrion.